AUGAUCAUUGACAGUGUUCAAGAUCUACUAAAAAGGUGGGGAAUGAAUCAUGAAAGGAUGUUACAAAAACAAUGUGGUCCCAAAAAUGUGAAUAGAGGGACCUACCUCAAAGUUCAUCAAUGUAAGUUUUUUUUUCCGUUUUCCGUUUUCAUUGGAAAAUUUAGAAAACACGUUGGGUGUGGGGACGGUGGCGAUGGUGGGGGCAGUUAUGGUGUCGAUGAUGGAGACAGUGGUGGUGGUGGCAACGGGGUGGCGAUGGUAGUGGUGAUGACAGGCGGUGGUGGUGGCGGCGACAAUUGUGGCAGUGGUGGUGAUGGCGGCGGUGGUGGUUCUGGUGAUGGGGUAGUGGUGGUGCUGAUGGUAGGUCAGUGA
Molecule: messenger RNA, 372 nt
Organism: Lactuca sativa (garden lettuce)
Lineage: Eukaryota; Viridiplantae; Streptophyta; Magnoliopsida; Asterales; Asteraceae
Source: RefSeq, a predicted model, not a curated record